Molecule: messenger RNA, 1413 nt
Organism: Penicillium soppii
Lineage: Eukaryota; Fungi; Ascomycota; Eurotiomycetes; Eurotiales; Aspergillaceae
Exons: 1
Coding region: 1-1413 (470 amino acids)
Biological process (GO): dynein-driven meiotic oscillatory nuclear movement; establishment of mitochondrion localization; microtubule cytoskeleton organization
Cellular component (GO): mitochondrion; cell cortex
Molecular function (GO): tubulin binding
Source: RefSeq, a predicted model, not a curated record
AUGGCAGACUUGCAGUCCCCGGCCUCGAUGGGCCCUUCUCCGGUACCAUCCAGCGAUCACAGAUCUCGCGCUCCACCAAAAGCUCGUUCAAAAUCAAGACCUUCGCGCAGACGAGAUUCCUCCCCGUCCCCCGGUCCGCCUUCCUCUCCACCUGGUCUCCCAACGCCCGCAUUCUCCCCGGACGGUCAAACAGACGAAGAUGAUCUCGUUGAAGAAACUUUAUCACCCUUUGACGCACGUAGGAUCACCCCAACUCUCCAUGCGUCGCUGGUAUCAGAGAUCCUCUCGCUACGCCGGGAGGUGGAAAACAAAACCAAGGCCAUCGAUGGACUGGAGGAAAGCUUGGACGAAUCAAGGACGGAAAACGAAACGCUAUCCAAAAGUUUAUCCCAGGUGACCCGGGAAGGACGCUCGUUGAAACAUCAAAUCCAGCUGUUGGAAGGCGGGACGUCAUCUGCGAUGGCCGAGCUGGCCCGGGAGCGCGACGAAGCGGUCCAAAACAUCGGUGAUGUCCGUAAAAAGCUUGAGCAGGCACAAAAGAAAACUCGGAAUCGUGAAGAGGAUCUCGAAAACACGCAAUUACUCUGGAACCGUGAUCAGGACUCCUGGGCGGAUGAACGACGCAAAUUGGAGCGCAAGAUCCAUGUUGCAGAGGGCCGUCUGAAAACUGUGUUGAACGAGGUCGCAGCCGCCCAGGAAGUCGCAACUCUCCAUUCACAUUCGCAACCGAGCGAAAAUGGCGAUGCCGAUAAAGCUAAGGAAAGUGACUCCGCUAGUAUCGCGUCUAGUAGCUUAGGCCGCAGGCGUACCAGUGUGACCACCCUCAGCUCAGAUGACGGCGAAGACCAGGCCCAGUUCCGUAAUGUGCGGUACUCCGUUAUAAGUAUUGCCCCUGGAUUUAAUAACAGCUCUGGGUUGAAUUUGGCUGAAGAACUCGAAUUUGAUGAAGAGGAUGAGUUUGUCCCAUCCGACGAUGAGGUUCCUUCCUCUCCAGAGGCUCUUCCUGAGGAGCGUCCAAUGUCAGUUCACUCACAGGCAUCGCAUAGCAUCUCUUAUAAAGCAAGGAAGCUUUUGGGUCUUUCUAUGCAGAGCUCGGAAUUUCCCGUUACCGCGGAUAUCCGUGCCAGAGAUGUCGAAACCGAUAGCCCCAUCAAGUCGCCCAAGGUGGCAGUCGAGUCUCGCGAUAUUGGGAUUCAGUACUCGCCUCCUCCGUCGCCCACAAUCGCGGCGACCGCCGUGGAGAUCCAUGUUUCUGGGUCGACACAUGUCCCAGGAUGGAGAAACGAGAAUACAGAGGCUACAAGCAGCCCUGAGAUGAAGGAUACUGCAACACUCACAAUUGCAACCGAGAUGGUCUCUUCCGCUUGCCAGACUGUGGGCGAACCCCCGAGUCCCCGUGGACGCCCAAGGUGA